This is a messenger RNA of Plenodomus lingam JN3, 2319 nucleotides long. RefSeq lists its product as uncharacterized. Gene Ontology annotation, molecular function: ATP-dependent peptidase activity; ATP hydrolysis activity; metalloendopeptidase activity. Gene Ontology annotation, biological process: protein quality control for misfolded or incompletely synthesized proteins; mitochondrion organization. The record is from RefSeq and is a predicted model, not a curated record. Lineage: Eukaryota; Fungi; Ascomycota; Dothideomycetes; Pleosporales; Leptosphaeriaceae. Gene Ontology annotation, cellular component: mitochondrial inner membrane.
AUGGCUUUCCACGCGCCUGUCGCUGUCCGUAAGGCGGCCUCGUUCGCUUCUGAGUCCAUCCCCAUCAUGUCUACCGUUCUGAGGGCCCCGUCCCAAGCGCUUGGCCACCCGUCUACAUCUCUGGGCAUCAGACAAUUCCAUGCCGCGCGCCCAUCAUUUCGGUCUGCGCCUGUCAUUUCUGGCCCUCUAUCUUCAGUCCCAAGACUUGGACUAGGCAACCACCCGUUGGCUCGAUCCGCGCCCUUCUCCGCGCUCCACGCACGACACCUGCCGACUACAUCUCGCAAUGGUCCUCUCUCCCAACUCCGCUCGCUCUCUCGGCCCGGCCUGGUUGGCUUGCAUCGUAUCCAGCAGCGAGGGCUGUUCGGCGGCCCUUCGCAAGACCAGCUCGCUCGGCUCGAAGAGGCGGCGCUCAACAAUCCAAACAGCGCUUCCGCCCAGGCCUCUUUCUACUCUGCUCUGAUGCGUGCCAACAUGCCGCAAAUCAUCGUCAACCGAUACAACACCGGUCAAUUCGCAACCAACGCCGCCGUGGAUAGACUCUACAACUCCGCCCUACAGAAGAUUGGACAAGCUAGCACUACGCAGGCUGGCCACGGCCUCACACCACAAGGUGUACAGUCUGUCGCUCAGGCUGUCGGUGCCAAUGCCAACGCGGCUCAGAUUGGCAAAGUCACCGGCGGCUCCGGUGUCAAGAGCGACCCAGUCUAUGUCGUAGUGGAGGAGUCACUUAUGAGUGUCAUCUUCAAGUGGGUUCGCUGGGCCUUCAGCUUCGCUCUGGCUGUCUAUGUCUCCCUGAUCCUCAUCACUCUCUUCGUCGAGACGAGCGGGGUACUCAAGAAGGUUGGCGGUGGAACCAGUGCUGAAGUCCGCCCGGAGCACCAAAAUACACGCUUCAGCGAUGUCCACGGAUGCGACGAGGCCAAAGAGGAGCUUCUCGAUGUCGUUGAUUUCCUCAAGAACCCUGAAAAGUACAACAAGUUGGGCGGUCGUCUCCCCAAGGGCGUCCUCCUGAUUGGUCCUCCUGGUACUGGUAAGACGCUUUUGGCGCGUGCAGUUGCUGGCGAAGCCGGUGUCCCCUUCUUCUACAUGUCCGGUUCCGAAUUCGACGAGGUCUAUGUUGGUGUGGGGGCCAAACGUGUCCGCGAACUCUUCACUGCUGCCCGCUCCAAAGCCCCGGCUAUCGUCUUCAUUGAUGAACUCGACGCGAUAGGUGGAAAGCGCAAGUCCCGUGAUGCCAACUACCACCGACAAACCCUGAACCAACUUCUCAACGAUCUCGAUGGCUUUGACCAAAGCACCGGUGUCAUCUUCAUUGCGGCCACCAACCAUCCCGAGCUUCUCGAUUCUGCCUUGACUCGUCCUGGACGUUUCGAUCGUCAUGUUCAGGUGGAGCUACCCGAUGUGGGUGGUCGCCUUGCCAUUCUCAAAUAUCACACCAAGAAGAUCCGCCUCAACCCUGACAUCGACUUGUCUACGAUUGCACGUGGUACACCUGGAUUUUCCGGAGCAGAGUUGGAGAACCUCGCCAAUUCGGCUGCUAUCCGCGCCUCGAAGCUUCAGUCCAAAUUCGUCACGCUAACUGACCUCGAGUGGGCCAAAGACAAGAUCACUAUGGGUGCUGAGCGCAAAAGCCGUGCAGUCCCACUGCAGGACAGGAUUCACACAGCUUAUCACGAAGGCGGCCACGCCUUGGUCGGUCUUUUCACCAAGGGUUUCAACGACGUUCACAAGGCAACCAUUCUUCCCAGAGGACAUGCUGCCGGUAUCACAUUUUUCCUUCCCCACGAAGAGCACCACCACACCCGCCAACAAUACAUCCGCCAGCUGCAAGUGUGCAUGGGUGGCAAGAUGGCUGAAGAAAUUAUCUUUGGGGCCGACAACGUAGCCGACGGUGCCUCUGGCGACAUUCAGCAAGCCACUUCCAUAGCAUACUCCAUGGUCACGAGCUGUGGUUUCUCCGACUUGCUUGGCAAUGUCGACUUCAAAUCUAAUUACGAAAUGGUCUCUCCCGAGACCAAACGACUCAUAGACAAUGAAGUCCGAAGGCUCAUUGACGAAGCUAAAUUGAGCGCGAGGGCAUUAUUAUUGUCAAAACGGCAAGAAUUGGACCGAUUAGCAGACGCAUUGGUCCAGUACGAGACGUUGGACAAGGAGGAGAUAUUGAAGGUGAUCAAGGGCGAAGAUCUACCCGGUCGGUUGAAGUCGAUGCCAGACGCGCCCAUCAAGAUUCCAGACAGUGGCCUCCCAGCCGUCUUGCCAGCACCCAGAGGUGGCGAUGAUGGCUCUGGUCCCCCGGGCCCCGGUCUCGUAGCGUGA